AUGAUGCCGCCAAGUGUUUCAUGUCGAGCCUGCAGCUCCGCCUGCAGUAGCCUACAAGCCAUCGCUCGAGAUUGCGUCUACUCAGUUUCCGCCAAUCCCAACACAUACAGUCCCUCAGUUUCUAGGACUGCGAAUGUUCGUUUCUCUUUUCAAACAGUGAGAAUCAGACCAAACACUCGUAUCAGUCCAAACUUGACUCGCCAAUCCUCACGCCGAGCCUUCCACUCAACACCGACAUUUUCCUUCGAAAGACCCUCUCCCUCCAAAAUCUCAUACCGCGUCGCCGCCUCCUCCUCCGGCAAAGGUCGCCGCUUCCAUCCCAUCAAAAAUGCAUACAACUUCGACCCCGAGGUCGACGCUCUCGGCGUCUCAAAGGACAAGAACCCAAUCAGUAGGCGGCGCAACCGCCCAGACAGCGGCGAAGACGCCUUCUUCGUGAGCCGUAUCGGAAACCGCAUCUCAGACCACCAAGACAACAACGCCGAAGCCGUCGCCUUCGGCGUCGCUGACGGAGUCGGUGGUUGGACGGAAUCCCGCGUCGAUCCGGCCGACUUCUCACACGGCUUGUGUGGAUAUAUGGCACAGACCGCACAGACAUGGCAUGAGCCCGCGGAGCACUUGCGUCCCAAACAACUUUUGCAGGCCGGGUACGAUCACGUUGUGGCCGACUCUACAAUUCGCGCAGGUGGUAGCACGGCAUCUGUCGGUGUCGCGUUGCCAGAUGGCCGUGUGGAACUGGCGAACUUGGGUGAUUCUGGUACUGUACUGGUUCGCCGGGCGGCAGUGCAUCAUUACUCGGUUCCGCAAACGCAUGGAUUCAACACGCCCUACCAGCUCAGCGUGAUUCCGCCACGCAUGCGAGCGCAGGCGUCUGUCUUUGGUGGGGCGUUUUUGGAGGAUUUCCCCCGCGAUGCGUCGGUUACGAACGUGCAAAUGCAGCAUGGUGAUGUGCUCAUCGUGGCUACCGAUGGUGUCUUCGAUAAUAUCAACAAUCAGGAUAUCCUCAAGCUCAUCACGAGCCGCAUGAUCAUGACUGGGGCUUGGACGGCUACGGAUUCUGGCGUUAUGGUCUCGAAGAACUUGCGUGCUUUGACUGCACCCGGUGGACUUGUCGGUGCUCUUCCCACUUCUUCGGGUGCGCCGCUGCCUCAGAGAGAUUCGACUGAUUCCGAGCCGAAGCCUGAGGAUCAGGUCACUUUGCAGUCUGUUCUCGCUGCGACUGUGGCUGGCGAGGCAAAAAUGGCCAGUGUUGAUUACCGCCGCGAUGGCCCAUUUGCUAAAGAGGCUCAGCGCUACUACCCCGGUGACUAUUACCGCGGCGGCAAAGUGGAUGACAUUUGCGUUGUGGUUGUCAUCGCAAUUGAUGAUGGCAUUGCGGCCGAUCAGGUCUGA
This is a messenger RNA of Penicillium bovifimosum, 1392 nucleotides long. RefSeq names its product type 2C protein phosphatase PTC7 (gene ppmA). The coding region runs from base 1 to 1392 and encodes 463 amino acids. Lineage: Eukaryota; Fungi; Ascomycota; Eurotiomycetes; Eurotiales; Aspergillaceae. The record is from RefSeq and is a predicted model, not a curated record. The transcript has a single exon.